UUCGGCCGACGCCUGGGCGCGAGUUGCGGCAUAUUUGCGCCGCCGUGGCCGUUUACAGCGGCAGGUGGAGCGCCGGCUGCGCGUCUCCGGCUCCGGGUGCGCGCUCGCCGGCCGAUGCCUUUUUGCGUUGGUUUCGCACGGGGGUGAUCGUAACAUGCCGUUCCGUAGGCUGCGGGAUUUAUGACCCGCCUGUGAACCCCGCAGUAACAUGUCGGAGCCUAUGGGCCCGUGGAGGCGACGCACGGUGUCAGAUGUUGGGUGCUGACUCCAAGCGUUCGCUCUAAUUUUAGAACUAUGUGUUUGUGCAAUAUGUAGGAUAAUUUUGUUGAGGGAUUUUAAUGUGUAGAGCAAUUUAGUCACAGAUAAACGCUGAUAAGCUUUUGUGAAUCUGAACUAAAAUUCUCAACAUCAGCUUAGAUUUUAUGGACAGGAACCUUUUUUUUUUUAAAAACAUGAAGUUUUGGAAAUAGUGACAUUUGCUCUCAUUGCGCCAAGACUUGUACAGUGGUUCUUAGUUUUACACCUGUUUAAAUCAGAUUCAGUGUCCAUGACUAGUCUCACUAUACUCUGAUGAAAGUCAGGGUCCUUUUCAGACUCACUUCUAGUUUUCCAGGCGAUUAAACCCUUCCAGUUCACCUUCCUGCUGUGUCUGCUGCUCAGAUUUGCCCCUGUUGCCAUUAAAUGUCCAGCACCACAUGGCUGCAGCCGCCCUGGGGCUGAUCCCGACCAUGCUUUCCACCAACCGCCCCGGGGGUGCGUGGGGAUGAAAUGGACGGAGCCGCGGGCCACAGCGACGCACCGCCUCCCGCCUCCCAGCAUGUCCAGCUGCAGCAAGUCUCCUGCCAGCUCCGGAGAAGGCUCUAAAUCAAUGGCAUUGGUGAAAAUGUUCAAAAAAUCAGGAGGAGCCCUAAAGAAAUCCUACCAGCCUGGGAGCAUGCUGUCUCUGGCGCUCACUAAAGGCCUGUUCAACGAGCCCGGGCAGAACAGCUGCUUCCUAAACAGUGCUGUUCAGGUGCUCUGGCAGCUGGACAUCUUCAGGAGAAGUCUGAGGCAGCUCUCGGGUCACUUCUGCCUCGGCGACGCCUGCAUCUUCUGCGCUUUAAAGGUCUCCAUUGCGUUUCACUGACCCAAAGUCAAUAUUCUCUCUAUCCGGUCAUUCCAGCGGUUCUGUUCCCUCUCUGUUUUCCAGAGUAUAUUCAGCCAGUUCCAGCAGAGCCGAGAGCGCGUGCUGCCCUCCGACAGCCUGCGCAACGCCUUGGCCGAAACCUUCAAGGACGAGCAGCGCUUUCAGCUGGGCCUGAUGGACGACGCUGCUGAGUGCUUUGAGAACAUCCUGGAGCGAAUCCACCUGCACAUAGUUUCAGACACCGCAACCAGUGCUUGUUCCUCCAAAUCCUGCAUCACUCAUCAGAAGUUCGCCAUGAUGCUGUAUGAGCAGUUUGUGUGUCGCUGUUGCGGCGCAUCUUCUGACCCACACCCGUUCACAGAAUUCGUACACUAUGUCUCAACCACUGCUUUAUGCCAACAGGUUGAUCGCAUGCUGGGGAAGAACGAGCGGCCGAGGGCCGACAUGUUCGGAGAACUGCUACAGGCGGCCAACAACAGCGGCGACCUCCGGAGCUGCCCGAGCGACUGUGGUCAGAGCAUCAAGAUCCGCCGCGUGCUCAUGAACUGCCCUGAGAUCGUGACCAUAGGGUUCGUGUGGGACGCUGAGCAGUCGGACCUCACAGACGAUGUCAUCCGGGCCCUGGGCCCGCGCUUGAACCUGUGCGGGCUUUUCAACCGCGUCACCGACGAGAACGCCAAGCGCAGCGAGCUGCACCUGGUGGGGAUGAUCUGCUUCUCAAGCAAACACUACUCGGCGUUCGCCUACCACACCAAAUCGUCCAAAUGGAUGUUCUUCGACGACGCCACCGUGAAGGAGAUUGGAUCCAAAUGGAAGGACGUGGCCUCCAAAUGCGUCAGGGGGCAUUUCCAGCCGCUGCUGCUGUUUUACACCAACCCCGAGGGAAGCGCGGUGUCCAACGAGGACGCGCCGAGACAAACCACCAUGUGUCCCCGGUACAAAGGCCACGUGAACGGGGACAUGGCAGUGAAACUUCCCCUCGGCAGCCCUAACAAACCAGACGAGGAGCGGCCCGGUGAAACAGCAAAGAAGAACAGAGGGCAUCGGAGAAUGGAGCCGUCACAACAAAAAGAGAUGGCGCAUGCGAGGUCCUCAUCUCCUCCGGACGCUGGACUGAGGCCUUCUCCAGACCACAAAGUAAAAAGCUAUCAGCGCUGCGAGAAGCCGUCGGCUCAUUCAAGCAGAGGAGCUCAGGAGCCGUGGGGCCCACACGGCCGGAAGAACAACGCUUCCCCGAGUCGCCGCGAUCACGACGGCGCUCAGGACCAGUGGGAGAAACCCGCGGGCGACGGCGGGAGCCGCGGGAAGUCCAGGUCCACCUGGAGACCCGUCCGGGAGGCGCUGAACGUGGACACCGUGCUGAGCGAGCUGGAGCAACGGCGCCAGCAGCAGCUGGAGCCGCCGCACCGCAGCAAAGAGCAGAGCCGGGCCCGGGACGAGCGCCGGCAGAAGUGCCUGAUGACCAUUUACGAGGACGAGCAGCGGCACGAGACCGAGAGCCACAGCUCCGUGGAGUCGGAGAGCAGAGGCUGCCUGCACAGGAGCGGGCGGCUGAAGAGCGGGCCCAAGACGCUGCUGCGGAGCGACACCUGGACCAUUCAGAGGACCGAGUCGGGCUACGAGAGCAGCGACCGGCUCAGCAGUGGCUCCACCAACCCCGACUCGCCGGGGGUGGACAGCUUCGCUCUUAAAGAUCAGAGGUCAACAGCCGACGCACAGUCGCAAAGUCAGCUGCACCAAAGGGGAGACGAUGCAGCAAGUGUAAUAUCCUCACCUUCGUAUAAUGGUAAACAACAACCCAAAUCUCAGGGAAAGAACCAUGACCAAUGUUCACAUUCACAUCUAAAGUGCAGUCCAAGUUUGAGACGUAAAUCUAAGUACACUUCUAGCACCUCCAGGAAAGCAGCGUCUUCAGACAGGGACUCCACCGGUUCAGACAACAGACAGAGCGAUGGGCACGGUGGGGACAGCGCCGUCCCGAGGCUCCUCGCCAAAACCAGCAGCUCCGAGUGGAACAGCUCAGACGACCUGGCUCUGUCUGAGUCCGAGGACAGAGACAGCGGCAGCAGCAGAGCCGUCGCCUCCGAGUCCCCGUGUCCCCACGUGACGCUGCCGCACCACCCGCCCGGCGGCGCCGGCGCGGAGCCCCGACGCCCGCCGGGCACGGGGCCGCCCCACCCCCGCCCCGCCCCGCGGGCCCCCGACGCGGGCCACGCCGCGUUCCGGCCCAGGACGCUCCAGGAGCCCUUCGCGUCCAGCCCCCGCGCUUCGCCGGCGUCGCACGCCAGCCCCCAGAGGCCCCCGGGCACGGCGGGCCUCAGGACGUUCUCCGACGCCAGCUCCAAGUCGGGUUCGGACCCGGAGCGGAGCACGCCGUCGUCGUGCGAGAGCGAGGAGCGGCCGAGCGGAGGCCGAGCGGAGCAGGCGGCGGCGGCGGCGGCGGCGGCGCAGGAGGUCUCCCUCACCACCUACUUCAGCGUGGACACCUGUAUGACGGAAACCUACCGUCUCAAGUACCACAACCAGAGGCCGCUGGUCCUCUCGGCCUCGGCGCCACGAACGGUGGCCGCAAGUGAGCGCAGAGACACCAGCCACACACUCCCCACCGACACACACUCACAAGAUGUGCCAAAAGCCAGACCUGAAACAAGCCAUAAUAGCAAUAAGCCCACUGCAAAAUGGAAACCGGUGACAUCCAAAGGACUUGAUGAACAUGGUUUUUUAUGAGUGUUAUUGGUAAGUUUUGUUUACAUGGACGAACGGUGGUCAGAGGAGUUUUAACUGGAUGCCAAAGAGUUUACGGAACGGAAACAUGCUCCGAGGGCCGUCACGUCCAAACGGAGUGGAAUUUAUUUAUGCAAGCUUGGCACAUUAGUAAAACCUAUUUAUAUACACUGUUCUGUAUUGUUUGAAAUGCUAUCAACCACCACACAUUCUGUCUUCCAUCGUCCAGCAGCUGCUGGGAGGAGGUCUCGCUUUAAACAAAGUCUGGACUGUUUCAGUUUGCACAAAAGGUCAUUAGUUUUAUUAUAAUUGCUCUUUUCUCAUCUUGUUAUUGUAAAUUGCUUAUUCUCUUACUUGUACAGCUGUUUUGCAGCGGUACUGCAAAAUAACAUCUAUUCAAUGUAAAGCACGAGAGAUUAUGUUGGUCUGUACAGCAAAUACACAGAUGAAGGAGAAGAACUGAGGGCGGAAGCACGUUGGCCUGAGGUCAGAAUAAGAUGAUGUGAUCCUAAAUAUUAAACCUACUGGGCUGAGGUUGACUAUUAAAAUGUAAGCGAAUGCCUGGGCAGCUUACUGACUUUGCACUUUGAGGGCAUUGUAACAUUUACACAUUUUAUUCAUCAGGUUUCUUCUUUUCAUUCAUGGGUUUGUACAUGUGUGAUCGGCUUCCUGAUGAACCGUUUCAUGGGGCAGCCUUCAGGUUAUUCACCAGGUCACUGUACACAGUCACGUCACCUUGUGUGUUCCACCUUUGUGCUGGCUCCAUCUGAUGUCAUAUCGUAUUAUUUAAGUCUUCCUCCCUCAGUGGGCAGAUUUAAACAGGUCUGUGAUCACAGGUACAGGUAAAUAUGCCAUUGUAAUUAAUAUGCCUGUCGUCUCUUAUCGUUUACCGUCGAACACAAAAAUCUCGUUAUUAAGAGGAAUAUUGUGAAAUGUGCAUGUGGCCUUUACAGUCUCACCCACUGUGUGUUCAGCAUACGCAUGGGCAUGAAAAAGAGCAUGGCAGCAGUCUGUGCACGUGAACCUGGAGUCUGUUGUCUGGAGAGUUUAAAAACCGCGAUGCAGACGAGACACUGGAAAACUACUAAGACUAUGCAGCCUCUAAACGUUUACUUCAAAGCAGAUUUGGGCAUUUGAACGCUUUUGAUUCUGUGUGUGUGACAUUCCUGAGAACACAAAUUCUGCCUAAUUGUCAAAUACUGUCACCUGUUGUACUCACUAUAUUGCCAAGUACUUCCUGAUCCCCACGUACACAUACAUGCACUCGGAUUCCUUCACCCAGUUGCAUUGUUGUGAACCUGUAGUAACCUUUGUCCAGGUGUUUCUCAACUAUUUUUAUCUAAUCUAGAUCCUUUCUAUCGCUAUCUCGCUGCACAUAUUGCAUCACUGAAUACGCUGUUUGUGUGUGUUGUGUUAAAGACACCAAAGAAUUGUGAUUGAUUUUAUGUUGCACUGUUGUAGAUUUUACUUUUUGACACUGUUUGAACUGAAGACAAAGAAUACGAUGUAAAUGAGCUAUUAAUAAUUUAUGAUAUGAGAAUUUUACUAUUUUUUUAUUGUGCUGCAGUUACUAUAAAGCACACAUUAUUUACUAUAAUUGUAUAAUAUCAGAUAUUCACUAGAUAAUAAUGCUAAAACCAUAAAAAACUAUUGGACCAGAUAAAGCUGAGCUGUAGUAAUCGAGCCAGAUUAUAUUUAUGUCACCUCUCCAGUGUGUUGUCUGUUAUGCAACAAAUGGGUUUGUCACAUAUUUACAUUUCUUCUGUUUCUUUCCCGUAUGUGUAAAAACGGGACUUGUUACGUUUUACUUUAUAUUCUGAACUCUGUGUUUUCGGUUGUAUCUAGUGCCUUGACAUUUUCAGUGCGAUGUCUUUGUAUGUGAAGCCAGACUCGUGUAACGAGGGAUGUGAUUGGGAGGCGCCAAGGCUGUCGUGCAAAACCUUUGAAUAUGCAAUGCUAAUGUAACAUAUCUGAUCCCACUGUACUGUACGUGUCCAUGGGGGCGGCCGAGGGCGCGGUCCAUACCAGGUCCAGGUCUCCUCAAAGCCCGUAAAGACUUGGAAGCUGCAGCCAGCGAACCUAAACAUUAGCAACUUUAGUUUGACUUUUUAAAAUAUCAGCCACACAAAAUGUGAAAAUCUGUUUGUAAUCUCUCGCGUAACCAUUUUGGUGCAUCCAUGUUUAAAGGAGCCUUAUUUGUAAUAACUGCCGAUUUUGCUCAUAUGGAAGCUGAUCCUGCUGAUUUGUUUCCCUCUUGGACCCUCGAUGUGCAGCUAAAGGCUUUCUACCUGUACACUAUAAUGAUCUCACCACCUCAUCACGGUUGGCAUUGCAUUGAUCCAAGUAUUUUCAGCCUUUCCGCAUGCUGUCGCUGAUUUCCCCUGAUAAGUUGCUGGCUGAUGCUCUGAUGUGCAGGGCCCAUAUGCUGACAUGCUGAAUUGAGCGGUUGGUGCUUCAGUGAAUACUUCAUGAAUAGUGUAAGUACAGAUCAAUAUAAAGAAAUAAGUCAAAUCUGUCUACACUUUAUAUUUUUGUAGAUAAUAUAUUUAUUUUUAUUCAUUGUUGAAUAAAGUUUAAACUAUUGUAUCACUAGAAAA
Molecule: messenger RNA, 6447 nt
Organism: Betta splendens (Siamese fighting fish)
Lineage: Eukaryota; Metazoa; Chordata; Actinopteri; Anabantiformes; Osphronemidae
Gene: usp53b
Product: ubiquitin specific peptidase 53b
Exons: 15
Coding region: 1301-3853 (850 amino acids)
Biological process (GO): sensory perception of sound; protein deubiquitination; response to auditory stimulus
Cellular component (GO): cell-cell junction
Molecular function (GO): cysteine-type deubiquitinase activity
Source: RefSeq, a predicted model, not a curated record